Molecule: messenger RNA, 911 nt
Organism: Humulus lupulus (European hop)
Lineage: Eukaryota; Viridiplantae; Streptophyta; Magnoliopsida; Rosales; Cannabaceae
Exons: 1
Coding region: 68-721 (217 amino acids)
Source: RefSeq, a predicted model, not a curated record
UGGUUUUACUCGAGAAAAGCACAUACAAGAGAGAGUAGUAUUUUUAAUAGUAAUAAUAAUUAUAAACAUGGAGAAGAGUGAAAGAAGAGAGAGCGGUAGUGAGAACAAGGGAACAAAUAAAGAAAGAGAUUUCGAAGAUGACUAUUAUAUGCAUAACAUAGUUUUGUUCACAGCAGGAGCAGCUGUGUUAAUGGCUUGUUUGAAAAGAGCCGUUGUGGUUUUUCUUUUAAAGGAGUGGAGGGCUUGGGUUUUUGUAGUCCUAAACCUGGUGCUCUUAGCCAUUCUCUUUACUUCAUCUCUUUCCAACUCAAACGACGACAAGGAAUGCAGUAAAAACGAGUCAAACGACAAUUCAGGUGAGAAGACCAAGAAUGAAAGGAACAAGAAAAUUAGGAGGCAAAGGUCUAAGGAGCAGUGCUGGCCUGAACAAGUCGUUGUUACAAAACGACAGGAGUCUGGGUAUGAAGAAUGCCGAAAGAGUGUUAGUAGAUGUGAUCAAUCUCAGACUACAAGUAGUAGAAAUGAGGAAGCUUUCUGCAAAGAAGAUGAAAUUGAGGCUCCCAGACUGUCCAAGGAGGAGCUUAAUGAGAGAGCUGAAGCUUUCAUUAUGAUGUUCAGGCAGCAUUUGGUUUUGGAUGCAAGAAAAUGUGGUAAACAUUUGUUUAAAGAACGGCCUGAAAGAGUAGACCGUGUCAACUUUCAAACUGCUUGUUCAAGAUAAUUGAUUUGGUACUUAGCCCACAAAAGGAGUACAAUUUCUUUUCCCUCUUUUAUUCUCUUUUUGGUGGGGGGUUUAGAUGUUGUUUAAGUUCUUAAUGUGUUUCAGUUGUGCAAUUUGAGGACCAAAUAUCCAAUAGUUUUGUAAUUCUACUUAUAAUAUUGUUUAUAGAAAGUAGAAACAUAAACCAGCA